Messenger RNA from Gavialis gangeticus (Gharial), 2335 nucleotides. Its product is annotated as dentin sialophosphoprotein-like. Bases 139 to 1107 code for a protein of 322 amino acids. The transcript is spliced from 3 exons. NCBI's taxonomy places the organism in Eukaryota, Metazoa, Chordata, Crocodylia, Gavialidae. The record is from RefSeq and is a predicted model, not a curated record.
UCCAGGUAUUGACACUCAAAGAACAUAAGCAGCACAACAUUGUAUCAGAUUUCUCUUCAGGCUUUAGAAAAUUUCCUCAAAGGCUGCUCUCUGUUAGAUCCUCCUCUGUGGUGCUCCAGCAAGGAAGUAGUUUCUGACAUGAAUAUUCUGCUUUUGAUGAUACACGUUCUAGGUAUAACCUCUGCUUCUCCAAUUAAAAGGAGUGCCAAUCUAUCUGGAAGUGAAUAUGAGGCAAACACUGCCAGUUUUAAUGUCAUUGACACAGACGAAGAAGUCUUAAGCAACAGCUCUGAGCAUGAUGUGGGGAACAAACAAAAUGGUGAGAACAGAAACUAUGGGCACCUGGAGGAAACAAAAUUAAUUAAUUUUACAAGUGGACUGGAUCAGACUGAAGAGGUGUCUACCAUUGAUAGCAAUAUCCAAGGCACUCAUAAGGAUAAAUCUAAUAAUCAGCUAAACCAAAAGGACACUAGUCUCCAGAAGAGCAAUGAUGCUGCUGAGAACAAUAUCCAGGGAACACAAAGUGUUGAUGAUAAUGUUGAACUCCAAAGAGGAAAAGGCAUUAACAGUCCUUACAUAGACCCACAUGUUAGCAGAAAUGGCACUGAACAAAAUCAUUCUGAACAGCUGAACUGGAAAAAUGUAGGGCAUGAUUCAGCUUUGGAAGAAGAGGAGUUCGUGCCUCAGGAAACGGUGUUCUCUUCUGAAAAGCAAGAUAUGGUAGAGCCCCACAUUACCAGCCACUUUAAUAUAGAGAGACAAGACAAUGAAAUACAUAAAGGCCAUCUUCAUUUUGACACCUAUUAUUUUAGUCACGAAGCCAUGCAAGAGGAGGAUGCAGGUAAUGGCAGUGAUGGGAAUGAAGCUAUCUCCAGUCAGCAGGAAGAAAACAAUAGUGACUCUGUGCAGUCUGCUCAACAAAAUGGCCAAAACAUGGCCAGUGACUUGAAGAGUUCAAGUGAAUCUAGUCAAGAUGAUACUAAUGAGUUAAGUGCUCCCAGCAGCUCCAGUGACUCAACAGAUUCCAGUCAUUCAAGCAACUCUAGUGAUCCCAGGGAUCCAAGCAAUUCCAAGAAAUCCGGUGAAACAGGCAGUAGUUUGCCAUAAGCCUAACAGUGACAUCCCAAGAUAUUGAAUACUAGUAGCAGAAUCACAAAAUAAAAAAGAAGGCACUAGUCUUACACACAGGAGCCAGUGAGAGUAAUUCAUGUAAUGCAAGUGAUUAAAACUAAAUCGGUAAAUGGCAGCCACUGCAGCUGAAACCACAAGCCUCUAGCAGUAUUCUAAAAGAAAUACUGCUGAGCUAUGAAGGACUCCAUGUGCCAUAUUGAUUCACAUAUCUCACACACCGUUUCCUUGAAAAUCAGCCAUCCAAAACUGGGGUGCAUGUCUUACGCAAGGAAGCUUACUUCUACUCCAGAAUGGCAGCAGGGAGCUGUGCUACACUCCACCUCAGCCAGGUCUGAACUGUCCGGGUUUCUGAAACAGGAGCAGAGUCCCAUCGCCCCUUCACUCCUCUCCCUGCUCCAAGGCCAACACAGCUACAGUUUUACCCCUCUAACAGUCCCUGCCAAACUGGCAGUAGCUGUCUUGGCCAAGCAGCAAGGGGGAAGGGGAGUGAGGCUGAGGACAGUAUUGUAUCCAUGCUUCAUGCUCCUGGAGUGUUCUUCAGCUCUGGCUGAGUCCAUAUGGGGGCAGGGAAGACUCAGAAAAUCUUUUUCUUCAUUCUGCCUCCCCAAAACAAAGUGUGCAUCUCAUUCGGAGAGGUGUGGCAUACAAAUUAAUAUGAUAAUUUGUUUUGAUCACUGCAUAAUUUUGCCUGCAUGAACAAUUUUUAACAAUGCUUGGUUCUGAAACAAAUGAAUGAAUAUCUGCUUUUCCUACUUGCCAUCUGAGAUUCAAAUUCUGCUUUCUCAGCAACCUCAUUGACUUGAGUAUCUUUUGGAGAAGAUAUUUCUUUCAAAUCUUUUGUUUUUAGUUCAGGAGACUCCAAAAUGUUUUGAUGAAGCCAUAGAACUUUUAGCCAACACUGCAGAGUCUCAGAAUUUAUUCAAGUAUUUUUAAAUUUCUUUAGAAAAGUGUAAUCUCUUAAUCAACAUUAAAAUGAUCAUUGUUUAAUAAGCUGAAUGAAUGACACUUCUUAGCACUCCCCUUUAUAAUUUUUGCCUAUAUGUCUUUCAUAUACUCAGGUUAUUUUUCAGUUUAUGCUUGCUGAAAGACAGCAAUGUUGUACUGCUUCCAAGUAAUUUUCUGUUUAACAAAAUAUCUAGGAAGUUAGAUCUCGGAGAAAUGUUGGCUCAGGAGUAUAACUAAAGGGGGUGAGUCAGGGAUCAGC